Molecule: messenger RNA, 2199 nt
Organism: Periophthalmus magnuspinnatus
Lineage: Eukaryota; Metazoa; Chordata; Actinopteri; Gobiiformes; Gobiidae
Gene: sptlc2b
Product: serine palmitoyltransferase, long chain base subunit 2b
Exons: 12
Coding region: 127-1824 (565 amino acids)
Biological process (GO): ceramide biosynthetic process; sphingosine biosynthetic process
Cellular component (GO): serine palmitoyltransferase complex
Molecular function (GO): serine C-palmitoyltransferase activity; pyridoxal phosphate binding
Source: RefSeq, a predicted model, not a curated record
AUGUGGGCACGGUGGGCGUCGCAAGCUGUCUUCUCCUCAUACAUGACUUCACGAUUAGCCUCACUCAAGUUGGCUCAUUUCAAUUCAUCUUAACGUCAUCCACACACACACAACCGGCUUUCGGACAUGACGGAAAGCUCGCCGAACAAAUUGAUAAACGGGGACGCCUGUCAUCGGACCUCAAACGGGAAACAAAUGAGUAAAAAUGGCUUCGUGAAGACCCACUGCCUCUUCCAACAACCCCCGAAGAAGUACCGUCGCCCCGGGGAGAAGAACCAGAAUGUCCCCUAUAACGCCAGCUUGUACAAGAGACCGUUCGUGGAGUCAUUUGAGGAGACCCCCCUGCUGGUGGCGGUGCUCACCUACAUGGGCUACGGCAUCCUCACCGUGUUCGGCUACCUCCGCGACUUCCUGCGCCACUGGAACAUCGAGAAGUGUCACGUGGCCCGGGAGAGGGAGGAGCAGAAGGAUUUCGUUCCUCUGUACCAAGACUUUGAAAACUUCUACACUCGAAACUUGUACAUGAGGAUCCGGGACAACUGGAACCGCCCCAUCUGCAGCGUCCCGGGAGCCAAGAUGGACCUGGUGCAUAGAGUGUCCCCGGACUACAACUGGACCUUUGAGCACACAGGUAAAGUGGUGAAGGACGUCAUUAACAUGGGUUCGUACAACUACCUGGGUUUCGCAGAGAGAACCGGAGCCUGCGCUGAAGCCGCCCUAAAGUCGACUCACAAGUACGGGGUCGGAGUGAGCAGCACCAGAUGUGAGAUGGGAAACCUGGACAUCCACGAGGAGAUGGAGCAGCUGGUUGCCCGGUUUCUUGGCGUGGAGUCGGCUAUGGCGUUUGGCAUGGGCUUCGCUACAAAUUCCAUGAACAUUCCUGCACUGACUGGAAAGGGUUGUCUCAUUUUGAGUGAUGAGUUGAACCAUGCGUCUUUGGUUCUGGGGGCUCGUCUGUCUGGGUCUACAAUCCGAGUCUUCAAACACAACAAUAUGCAGAGCCUGGAGAAGCUGCUGAGGGAUGCGAUUGUUCACGGGCAGCCGAGAACACACCGACCCUGGAAGAAAAUCCUCAUUGUGGUGGAGGGUAUUUACAGUAUGGAGGGGUCCAUCGUGCGCCUGCCUGAGAUCAUCGCUCUGAAGAAGCGUUACAAAGCUUAUCUGUACCUGGACGAGGCUCACAGCAUCGGAGCCCUGGGACCGCGCGGCCGGGGGGUGGUGGACUACUUCGGCUUAGACCCCAAAGACGUGGACAUCAUGAUGGGCACGUUCACCAAGAGCUUUGGGGCAGCUGGAGGUUACAUCGGAGGCAAAAAGGAGCUUAUCGACUACUUGAGGAUACAGUCCCACAGUGCGCUGUACGCCACCUCUAUGUCGCCCCCUGUGGCUCAACAGAUCAUCACCUCUAUGAAGAUCAUCAUGGGAGAGGAUGGGACACAGCUAGGUGCAGACCGUCUGAGGCAGCUAUCAGAAAACACCACCUAUUUCCGCCAAAGACUGCGUGACAUGGGCUUCAUUAUCUACGGCAACAACGACUCUCCCGUGGUCCCUCUAAUGCUUUACAUGCCGGCCAAAAUCGGGGCUUUCGGGCGGGAGAUGGUGAAAAGGAACAUCGGUACAGUGGUUGUGGGGUUCCCGGCCACGCCCAUCAUUGAGUCCAGAGCACGUUUCUGUAUCUCGGCCGCUCACACCAGAGAAAUGCUCGACACGGCACUGGCAGCCAUCAGUGAAGUGGGCGACCUGCUGCAGCUGAAGUACUCCCGGCGCGUGCAGCCCCUCCCCUCCCUGAGCUGGUCGUCCGAGGAGAGUCUGCUGCAGGACUGAGCCUCUGCGCGUCCGUCCACUCACUGUGCCUCCCCCCGAAUCCUUCUACUGAACACGAGACUGACCCCUCCCUCCCAGCGCCCCCCCCACCCCCCUACGCCGCUCCGAGCACCCCCACCUGCCCACCGUCAAAUAACCAAAGUCGUCAUCGUCCCGCACUGAUCCGAAAAGGAGAACAAAUAGAUCCUUCCAUUUGUCUUGCGUGUUCCUACAAAAAUGUCUGCUCGCGGUUUGUCAUGGCUGUCUAAGAAUGCAUCGCUCCAGAGUGUGCACAUCUAAUGUAUGACUUAAAAUGUGCAAUAAGAAUAUUUUUCUAUAUUUAAAAAUGAAAGUAAUUAUUGCCUUGGCUUCAUAGAAUAAAUAUGUAAGUAUGUA